CACACACACACAUAGAGAACAAGCUUAACGCAGAGACAUAUGUACAAAAAUACAAGAGCACACGGAAUGAGGAACACACACACAUAUCAUUAACGCAGGGAGACAUUUACACUCAAACACACACAACACAGCACAGCACAGCAAGCACACACAGUUAUUUUUGAGGGCUUGCGUUCACCUCAGCUGUGCACACUCUCGGCCUCACAAGCUCUGGAGACAAAGAUUAAACCGACACUGCCCCAACUGUCACAGCCUCCACCGCCAUCAUGCCCGGUGAGGAGAAGGCGCCACAGCAGACCCGCCACAGGAAAAAGAACAAGAAGUCACGUUCCAAGGUGAAGAGCCCUGGUGGGAGUCCCAGUGACUGCCUGGGUGGCACCUUAGUGGGGCAGGAUGGCCUCAUCUCACCUCCGGUCCUCCAGCCUCUGCCUCCUAAAAAGCAGGCAGAGGAGAGGCCGAAAGUGUCGGUGGCCAAGAUGGAGGAGGAGUCGUCCAUAGCGAUCUGUCUUCAGGUGCUAUUUCCCUACCUGCUGGCUGGGAUGGGCAUGGUGAUGGCUGGCAUGGUGCUGGACAGUGUUCAGCACUGGGAGGUGUUUAAGGUGAUAACAGAGAUUUUCAUCCUGGUGCCGGCACUGGUCGGACUCAAAGGAAACCUGGAGAUGACCCUGGCUGCCCGACUCUCCACUGCUGCCAACACAGGACAAAUGGACGACCCUGACAAACAAUGGACCAUGGUGUGCAGCAAUCUGGCACUAAUACAGGUCCAGGCCACAGUGGUGGGCUUCCUCGCUGCGGUGGCAGCCGUGUGUUUAGGGGCAAUUUCUCGAGGAGGUAUAGAACUGGACCAGGCGGCUGUUCUGUGCGCCAGCAGCAUCACCACUGCGUUCGUGGCUGCUCUCUCUCUAGGCCUGGUGAUGAUUGGAGUGAUCAUCGGCUCCAGGAAGGUGGGGAUCAACCCCGACAACGUGGCCACCCCCAUCGCAGCCAGUCUGGGGGAUUUGAUCACCCUGUCCCUGCUGGCCGGGGUCAGCACCACGCUCUAUAAUCACAUAGAUAUGUGGUACCUGUCUCCUCUGGUGUGUCUGCUCUUCUUGGCUCUGAUCCCUCUGUGGGUGGUGGUGGCUCGACAGAGCCCUCAGAUCAGGGAGGUCCUCCGCUCAGGGUGGCAGCCUGUUAUAGUGGCCAUGUCCAUCAGCAGUUUUGGAGGACUUAUUCUGGACAAGACCGUGAAUGAUCCCAACUUUGAGGGCAUGGCUGUCUUUACACCCGUCAUCAACGGAGUGGGGGGUAACUUGGUGGCCAUCCAGGCCAGUAGGAUCUCGACCUACCUGCACUUCUGGAGCAUCCCUGGGGUGCUGCCCUACAAGAUGAGGCAGCACUGGCCCAAUCCCUGCAUCACCUUCUUCUCUUCAGGGGUGAACUCCAAGUCAGGCCGCGUCCUCCUGAUGCUGGUCGUCCCCGGUCACCUGGUCUUCCUCUACGCCAUCUCUCUGCUGCAGGGAGACGAGGCGCCGAUCUCUGUAUCCUUCACCAUCUGCUACCUCUGCGCUGCUCUGCUGCAGGUGGCAAUCCUCCUUUACUUUGCCGACCUCAUCGUCCGUUACAUGUGGAGGAGGAGUCUGGACCCUGACAACUUCUCCAUCCCAUACCUGACCGCCCUGGGGGACCUGUUGGGCACCGGCUUCCUGGCCCUGUGCUUCCGCUGUGUCUCACUGGCUCAGAGCCUGGGUCUAUGAAUCCAACCCCCCCCCCUUUACCCUGAACUCUUAGCCAGCCACUGUCAUGUCGCACCGAGUGUUGUUAGCACAGAGAUGCUUUUGAUUGGACAGUAAAGCAUUUUCUGAUCACUGGGCCAGUUCAAACCAAGCGAUUUCUCCUUGUCACAAAUUCAAACCUUUACACUGGUGUACAGACAGCACAUGGGACCCCCAACCAUUUGCACCCAUCGUCUGGGUGAACAGGGUUUGCUCCCUAAACAUGUCAGAUAUCUUUUAGUGCAAAGCGAGUAGUUUUAGUUCUCUGUCCUUCAGAACAUCUACUACAGUGUGUUGAAAAUCAUUCCACUUUAUUCAUCCGUCGUUUGAUUUUUCUGCACUAACUAGGCUCUGCGCUCACCUCGUCUCAUAGCUCACCUGUUCUGAAAUAUGUUGCAACUUUGACAUCACAGCAGCAGGGCGCGAUGAGAGAAUAUCGAAUGUGUCGGCCUGUAGAUUUAUUUCAAAUGGUCUGCACUGUGAAUCUGUGGAGUUUAGUUUGAACUCGUAUGGAACAAAGAGACUUACAGCAGUCCACAUCUGGACGGGCUGUGCUAUGACUUAAGGUCAGUGGUUGAUGUGUGUAGUAAACCAACUGGAAUGUUCAUGCAUGAUGACAGAUGCUGUGUUCAUGCACAUCACGUCAAAUGCCUUUAACACAAGAGAAUAUUUCAUCAUCACAUGUAAUCCCUACUUUUUUCUAAGUUUUCCUCUGUAUUCUUUUUUGAGAUGUUGCUGCUACAGACUGAUGCAUGAGGUAAUUUCAGGGCCAAAGCCAAAUGGCCUGGCUGCACAGUGGAAACAUUGUGAUUAGGAGGAAGAUUAUUAAGUAGUGAGUAGUAGUAUCUUUCCUUGCAGUUUCAUGCACUCUGUUUGUCAGAGAACCAGUACAUCAGAUUUUUCUUUUUUAGUGAAAUGAGACGAGGAGCCAUACAAUACUGACCAUAAAGACUGUUUUAGUGUGGGGCAUAACACCAGCAAGUUUUUGACGUCUAUAGCUUAUGUGUUUGUGACUCAAAACACUGUUCUGAUGGUUUUUACUAGUGGAAUAAAAUCAAAAUCCAGCAAAAGCUAUUGUAGAAAGAAUGGUUUGACAUUUUGGAUAAUGGUUUUAUUUGUUUUCUUGCUGGAGGUAGAUGAGAAUGGAAACGUUUAAUGGCUGUACACUAAAUAUGGUGUUACAGGCAGCAACUAAAUAAUGUAGCUUAGCACAAAGACUGGAAUAAGGUUAAUCCUGGCUCUGCCCAAAGGUCAAAAUAUAACAUGUUAAAGGAUGGGUGAACGCUUGUCUCAUCUCACUCUCAGCAAGAAAGCAAAUAUGUGUUUUUCUACAAUGUCAAAAGUUUUCCUUUAAGGUUGAAACAGGAUCUGUGCAUUGUAGAAAGCUAUAUUCAUUGUCCUUUACACAAUUUCCCAGCUUGCUCUUAAUUCUUUCUCUGUGCAGAAAUCAGUUUCACAGCAAAGUCACAAAAACACCAAACAAUCACAGGUUGAAGAAAGUUCUUUUUGUGUCCCUAUGUCUGACUGAAAGGCCUCACGAUCUCCAGAAUGUCUAAUAUGCAGAUAUGUUGCUUUUAGUUUGCACAUAGAGUAGAUACAUGUAUAAUAACGCCAUUAAACUGGCACAUGCAAAUAAUACCAGUAAUACGUAUAAGCAAUGAGAUUGUUUUUCAGAUUGUACAUCAUAAUAGAUCAUAAAAAUAUAAAGGCCUCAACACUUUUCCAACGCAUCCCCCCGAAAACAUUUCUCCACACCUCCCAGUGUUUGUCUAGCAAUUUUCCAAUAUUUUAUUUAUUGUGAAUUUCGUGCUGCCACUCAAAAAAGUAUUUGUUUUCAUCCAUCAGCCCACGUUUAUGUGUUUACAUCGAUUGUCUAGCUGCUGAGGAUCUUGGGUAUUUCCUCACUUCCUGCCUUACUGCUCAUCAUGAACCAUAGAACCUCAUCAGUGCUGCAGUGAGUUCAUAUAUACGUGCACAUGUUACUCUCAAAGCUGUUGAGACAGACAGGAAAGUCAAUUUUGGUCCUGAUCACGUAGAUUUGACCACAGAACAAAGUUGAGAGACUCUAACGCAUCCUGGGUGAAACUGUGUCUAACUGCGUCUGUCCCUUCACUUUGUUUGUGAUCAUGUCGAAACUUUGCCUCACAUUUUAUUUUCCACAUUUAAAAUGAACAUGUGAAGUCAUUUCUCAGCAUCCUGAUAGACAUAAAUACACAAAAGAUUACAAUUACAGCAAAAAACACAAUAUUAAGAACCAGUACUGUAGGCUGAAGUACACAAAUCUAUCUUGCUAUGGUACUUGCAUAUUUGCAUUUAUUAGUGUGUACGAGCUUCACUUAAAAAAUGUACACAGUAUCUGGAAAUAACAGAAAUAGAAACUGAAAAUGCACACAUCAAGUCACAUGGAACUUUUUAGCUGUCUUAGUAAUUUUAGGAGUCAAACCUCAACAACACUGAAACCUGAGGCGUUUCUCGUCAGUGACUGAAUAUGUAUGUGAGGUAUUUCAGUGUGGAUAUUGCUUUGCUAAAAGCUUUUAUUGUGACACUGUUACACAGUACUUUCUACACUAGAACUACGCACUAAUUGAAUCACAGUUUAUUUCACUUGAGCUUCCUGUAUGAGAUUAAUAUGCUAACUGUGAUACUGUGAUAAUUAGACGUGUACCAGAACAUACAGUAAGCGUGUCUUAAUCAGUGGGGCUGAAUGAUAUAACC
Molecule: messenger RNA, 4469 nt
Organism: Paralichthys olivaceus (Japanese flounder)
Lineage: Eukaryota; Metazoa; Chordata; Actinopteri; Pleuronectiformes; Paralichthyidae
Product: solute carrier family 41 member 3-like
Biological process (GO): monoatomic cation transport
Cellular component (GO): plasma membrane
Molecular function (GO): monoatomic cation transmembrane transporter activity
Source: RefSeq, a predicted model, not a curated record